Messenger RNA from Folsomia candida, 2525 nucleotides. RefSeq names its product heat shock protein 83 (gene Hsp83). Gene Ontology annotation, cellular component: protein-containing complex; cytosol; plasma membrane. Gene Ontology annotation, molecular function: disordered domain specific binding; ATP binding; ATP-dependent protein folding chaperone. Gene Ontology annotation, biological process: protein folding; protein stabilization; cellular response to heat. NCBI's taxonomy places the organism in Eukaryota, Metazoa, Arthropoda, Collembola, Entomobryomorpha, Isotomidae. The coding region runs from base 157 to 2310 and encodes 717 amino acids. The transcript is spliced from 7 exons. The record is from RefSeq and is a predicted model, not a curated record.
CGUGUGUCUCGCUUAUAUAGCCACUCAGCCUCGUCUCCCUCGUUCACUCUAUAUUGCUCCUUUGCCUCCUGCACACUGUCUCGCUCGUUGACAGAGAUUUUUCGCCAGGAUUUUCGCCAGUGAUAGUGUUCUUCAAUUUCUACAAUCUUCUCAAAGAUGCCAGAACAAAUGGAGACUGAAAAUGUCGAGACUUUCGCCUUCCAGGCGGAAAUCGCCCAGCUCAUGUCCCUCAUCAUCAAUACAUUUUACUCUAACAAGGAGAUCUUUCUUCGUGAGUUGAUUUCCAAUUCGUCCGACGCUUUGGAUAAGAUCAGGUACGAGUCGUUGACCGAUGCGUCUAAGCUUGAGAGCGGAAAGGAACUCCAGAUCAAGAUCAUCCCCAACAAGGAGGAGAAGACGUUGACUUUGAUCGACACGGGUAUUGGGAUGACUAAGGCUGAUCUCGUCAACAAUUUGGGAACCAUUGCCAAAUCAGGAACGAAGGCUUUUAUGGAAGCUCUUCAAGCCGGGGCUGAUAUCUCCAUGAUUGGACAAUUCGGUGUAGGUUUCUACUCCGCCUAUCUCGUUGCAGACAAGGUCACCGUCACCAGCAAGCACAACGAUGAUGAGCAAUACGUCUGGGAGAGUUCUGCAGGAGGAAGUUUCACAAUCCGUACGGACAAUGGGCCCAGUAUAGGACGUGGAACCAAAAUUGUCCUUCACAUGAAAGAGGAUCAGGCAGAAUAUUGUGAGGAGAGGAAAAUCAAGGAAGUAGUAAAGAAGCAUUCUCAAUUCAUUGGCUACCCAAUUAAGUUGCUUGUGGAGAAGGAACGUGAAAAGGAAGUUGAAGAGGAGGAGGAAGUAAAGGAAGGUGAGGAAAAGAAGGAAGAUGACAAACCUGAAAUCGAGGAUGUCGGUGAGGAUGAGGACGAAGACAAAAAAGAUGCAAAGGACAAGAAGAAGAAGAAAAUCAAGGAAAAGUACACCGAAGAUGAAGAAUUAAACAAAACUAAGCCAAUUUGGACCAGAAAUCCUGAUGAUAUUUCUCAGGAGGAGUACGGUGAAUUUUACAAAUCCCUCACCAACGAUUGGGAAGAUCAUUUGGCUGUAAAGCAUUUCAGCGUUGAAGGCCAGCUUGAGUUCCGUGCACUUCUUUUCGUGCCAAGAAGGGCUCCAUUCGAUCUAUUUGAAAAUCGCAAAAAGAAGAACAAUGUCAAGCUGUACGUUCGCAGGGUCUUCAUCAUGGAUAACUGCGAGGACCUCAUUCCGGAAUAUCUCAACUUUAUGCGAGGUGUGGUUGACAGCGAAGACUUGCCCCUCAACAUCUCCCGAGAAAUGCUUCAACAAAACAAGAUCCUGAAGGUUAUUCGAAAGAAUUUGGUGAAAAAGUGUUUGGAGCUUUUCGAUGAAAUCGCUGAAGACAAGGACAACUUCAAGAAAUUUUAUGAACAGUUUUCGAAGAACUUGAAGCUUGGAAUUCACGAAGACACCGCCAACCGUAAGAAAGUCAGCGAACUGCUCCGAUUCCAUACAUCAGCUUCUGGUGAUGAACAAUGCUCUCUGAAGGAGUACGUAUCCCGAAUGAAGGAGAACCAAAAGCACAUUUAUUACAUCACCGGUGAAUCUCGGGAUACCGUUGCCAACUCUGCAUUCGUUGAGCGUGUCAAGAAGCGUGGUUUCGAGGUCAUUUACAUGACCGAGCCAAUCGAUGAAUAUGUUGUGCAGCAGUUGAAAGAAUUUGAUGGCAAGACUCUCGUCUCUGUUACCAAAGAGGGGUUGGAACUUCCUGAAGAUGAAGAGGAAAAGAAAAAGUUUGAGGAAGAAAAGGCAAAGUUUGAAGGACUUUGCAAAGUCAUGAAGGACAUUUUGGACAAGAAGGUCGAGAAAGUAGUUGUAAGCAACAGGUUGGUCGACUCUCCUUGCUGCAUUGUCACUUCUCAGUACGGCUGGACCGCCAACAUGGAGCGAAUCAUGAAAGCACAAGCCCUCCGCGACACCUCCACCAUGGGCUAUAUGGCAGCCAAGAAGCAUCUCGAGAUCAACCCUGAUCAUCCCAUCGUGGAGACUCUUCGAGUUAAAGCUGAAGCAGAUAAAAACGACAAGAGUGUCAAGGAUCUAGUUAUGCUCAUGUUUGAGACCGCUUUGUUGUCGUCUGGAUUUAGCCUUGAGGAUCCCGAUGUUCAUGCCGCUCGAAUUCAUCGAAUGAUCAAAUUGGGUCUUGGAAUUGAUGACGACGAGCCCGCUGCUGUGGAAGAGACAAAGGAUGGGGAUUCUCUUCCAGAACUUCAAGGUGAAUCCGGGGACGCUUCUCGAAUGGAGGAAGUGGAUUAACCUAACAAUCACAUUUACUUAAAAAUCUAAAUAAUAUUCUCCAUUGUUCUCAGUAUUUAGUUAUUCCCCCCUUGUCACUAGUUCGUAAUUUUUUGGGGGCAGAAGAGUUUUAUAAUUUGUUUAUGCUCGAAUGUUUUUUUACAAAACACGUCGGCUUAUUUAUGCUGUCGACAGACUGAAUUCGUAAAUAAACAUAGCAAAAUUACACGUGGAAA